AGAGCAUGGCAUAAACAUGGUGCAGAAAUCGAAAAUCGGCUGAAAAACUAGUUGUCAAAAAUGUGUUCGCGCGCCGGUAAUAAUUGUUUUUAUUUCCAAACAAAUCAUUGUUGAAUAGUCAAGAUAUAGAAAAGAUUAUUGUGCAACAUGUCUAUCGAUGAAGCACUUUCAGGCUUUGAUAUUGCAGAAUUUCUCAACACUACUCAUUCAGAAGCAUAUGAAUCCGCGAGGACUGAAAUAUCAAAACCUCCUGAAAAUCCAGGGAAAUUUAUUAUACCAGAUUUAAGUGAAAAAUGUCUGAAAUCUCUGAAAGUUACAAAAAGGAGAAUAAUAUGUGCAGACACUCUAAUCGAUACUUAUUAUGACAAGAGACAAGACUGUGAACAGCUUGAGUUGGAUAUUGCUGCAUUUCAAGAAGAAAUAAAGCAAAUACGUAUUGAAUUGAAAGAUGCUGCAGAUAAAGCAGGUUAUUAUGAAAAAGAAGUAAAUAGAUUAAACAAUGUUAAUAAGGAAUUGCUGGAAAAGUAUGAACAUACUCAAAACCUUUAUGAAGGCAUGCAGUCUCAUUGUAAUCAAAUGCAGAUUUUGUUUAAAGAAAAUGAAACCGCCAUGGAAUCAAGCAAAAUUGAAAAUCAGCUUAUUAAAACCAGCCUUAGGGAUUGCGAGAAGCAAAUAGCAAACCUUCAAACUGCAAAGGAGAUACUCUUAAAGGACAUUUGUAUGGCCAGUGGUGUUGCGUUGGGCAAAAGAAAGCUGAGUUCCCGUCGAAAACAUGUUCUAAUGAAAUAUCAGACCCAAACAGAAAUUAUCGACAGUGAUAAGAGUGAUGGUGAAACAGAUGAAAAUAAUUUGCUUUCGUUGCCACAGUCCUUCAAGUUUACACUGCCUGCAGAAAACGUUGAAAAGAAUGUUACUGAAGGAAUUAUUUCAUCCAAAAAAGAUAAUGAUCACGAUUGGGACAACAGUACUGAACUAACCAAUACAGAUACGGGCCGGGGGUCGUCACUCGCGUCUUCGGACAAAUGUUUCAAUAGUCCCGAUUACUUCCUCAUCCACAGCCCUUUCAAUCCAGAUAUUGCAGACAAUCGGAAAAAACAACUUGUCAAUACUUCGACAAGUCCCAUCCUAUUUGAAUCGAAUUAUGCUCACGUGGCUACAAGUCCUAUUUUGUUCGAAUAUGAAAAUAUACGAAUCACUCUCAGUCCUGAAACUACGAAUGGUAACAAAGAUAUGGCACUAAGUCCUCCCGAAUUUGAGAAAUCAGAUAUUAUUAAAUUGCCAGAAACGGAUAUUGGUACUGACAUUUUAUCGGAUACAGAGACUUUCGAUAUGUUUUGUGAUAAUACAACUGCGGUUGGACAAUUAAUAUCUCCCAUCAUUGACGAAAGCCCUGAUGAGGAUAAGGAUAUUGAAGUCCAAGGUGCGACUACUAAUUCAAUCACGAUGCCUGGUGAUAAUCAGCAUGACACUUCGCAGCGUAUUUCCAUGGAAUCAAUUAGUGAAAGGGAAUGUCUAGAAUUAAAUAAUAGUAAAAAUAUUGCUGCUAAUAGUUCUGGGGAUUGGGAAAUUGAAAUGAUAUUGGAAAGAAUGCGAUUACAUCAUAAGUUAAUUACCCCCAUUCCUAACUCGCCAUCAAAACCAUGUAACAGUAAUAUUACUUCACAACCCAGUCUAGAAACAAGCACUUUCUCUUGCAAAGAUGCUGAAAAAAUUUACAAAUACUUUGAAGCAAAGUUUAAUGCAUUGAAUCAACAGUAUUUAGAUAGUAUGCAAGGUAAUAUGCCAAAAAGUGGAUGUUGGAAAGAAGAUGAAACAAAUAGUAUUAUCAUAACACGACGAACUGACGAUAUGGGACUAAAAUCAUGCGCGGAAAAUGUUACAGCUUCAGGUUCUGAUGUGGCGACAGUUUCAAAAGUAAAAAAGAAACCUAAGAAAAGUGACAUUAACAGUUAUCAAACACCAGAACAGCUCACUUUGGUGAGAAAAACAUAUGGAAGAGAUCAAAGGCAUGGUAAACGCCCUAAUAUUGGCUCUACUGGCAAUGUCGCAGAUUCCACAUCAAAUAAGAUCAGUACAAGUAUAGUGAAAAACACACCACCGGUAAUUAUUAUAAAUGAGCCAGAUCAAACGGAAAGUUUGGACUGUUCUAAGAAUGAGAAUAUUGAGUCUACAUCCAUUCAUUUAUGGAUGCCUGGAGUAUUAGACCCAGACUCUCCGCUGUUAUCAUCAGAAACAGAAUUGUUUAAUGACGAUAUCUCUACAUCGAUACCCAAACGACAUGAAUGGUUAUUUGAAGAGAGUUCGUUUGAGAAAAAAUAUAGUACCAAAGAGCCCUACACUAGAAGUAAAUUGAAGCAUGGCGAGUUAACUACGAUAGAUAAACCUACACAGAAGCUGUUGCCAGAAAACAAAGGUUAUCAGAUUUUCAGUAGUCCCUCGAUAGAUGAUGAUGAAGUGCCAUUAUCUUCACUAGGUAAUAAUGUUGAAACUAAAUCUGAUACUGACAAAAUUUCAAAUGAUAUUCCUAAGGGAAAGAAAAAUUUAUUGAAGGGUAGUAAGGUUGAAAAUCGAAUAUGUGCAGGAGAAAAUGCCAAGAAUACAUUGGAGCAAGGCAAACUAACAAAAGUAGAUGAAGUCAAGUGUAAUCUCUUCACUGACAAUAAGGUUUCAAUUAUUACGUCGGCAAGUAAUGCAAAGGAAAAAAGUAAACCUGUAGAAAUAGAUGAAGACUCUAUACCAUUAUCUUCAAUGAUUGAAUGUAGUAAUUUGUCUGAAAGAGAAGAAGAUUUAUUUGAGGAUAGAUUGCUUGAAAAACAAAAUACUACCCAAGAGCGCCAUGGUAAAAAUACAUUAAAACACCGUAAAUUGACUAAACUAGAAAAAAUGAGACAAAAGUUGUUGCCUAAAAGUAAAAUAAGAUCUGCAACCCCACCAAUCAAAAAAAUGCGCCACAAACCAUUACAAAUUUCACCUCCUUCGAAACACAUUGCUCCCAGUGAUAAUGCCGCGUCCUUAAACGAUAAAGAUGUUUACGAAAAUGCAAUCAAAGUCAUGUCCGAAUUAAAUUUAAUUAAACAGACUAAAAAAAAUAAAAGCCAAUGCAAUAGUAAGGUCACAAAUGAGGCUGGUAUUUCAACCGAAAGUUCAAACAGCAAUAAAGACACACAUAAUAGUACAAAUAAAACAAAUACUUUGUGUUCAAAUGAAGCAGUGGCUAAGGAGGUAAAUUCAAUAUCUCUUACCCAAAAAAAUACAGACCAAAAGGAAAAGGUGCUGAGUAAUGUAUAUGACAAAUGCAAAAAAGAACUAGUGAUUGCAGUCGUUAAAUGCGAUAUUAUUAAGAAUGUCUCUCUACUGUCGUCUCCUGAGAAACUGCUUGCAAACAGUCAAAAUGAAAGUUUUGAAAAAACAAAGAUAAGCCCUAAUAACAAAGCAGUAUUAGACAAAAAAAAUCAGGUUCAAAGUAACCACCGAAAUGAGGAAAGAGAUGUGAAAUGCGAAGCAAAUGCGGACCAACAAGAGUCAAGAAAACGACCAAUACGGCUUUCCGAUGAUAAUCCAGACAUACAUUGUAAGAGAACAUUACGAAGUUCAACCCUUACACAGUCUAAAUCACAUGAGCAUGAUGCAAGUCUUAUUUCUAAUAUCUUAUCGGACUCUGAAAACGAUGCCAAUGUUACUAAUACCGGACCUCUAUCACCAAACAUAAAUGGCAUGCAUGAUGUUGAUUGUUCAACGCCCAAUAAAAGUUCAUCAACCCAGAGGUUAUUGAAUUAUGAAGAUAUAGAUAUGUUCACAGACGAUAAAGAGAUCCCUACAAAACAAGUUCACGAAGAUAAAGUAAAAUUAUAUCCAAAAGAUAGCAUAUUUUGUAAAAUAUUGGAACAGACUGGGAAACAACCUUUCAAGAAGAAUAGAAAGAUACUUCCAGACCCUGCUAUAUCCACAAAAAUAAAAGAAGAAAUCGCUUUGAUUUGUGAGUUGCCUCAAAAAGAUACCAAGAAUGCAAUGAAUAAUCUAGUCACUAUUAUUAAGAAUUGGGACCGCAAACAAUUUCUGGCAGGCUUUAUGGUAUACCUAGAAGAUCCAGAGCGGAAAAUGGAGCUAUUUAAAAAGAUCUACUCUCCUCCAGGACCAUCUAUGACAAAAGCAGAACAGAUACUUUUAUAUGUAAUAUCACAACUGCGAGGCAGUUGGAGUGACGUGGUUGAACGGAUACUGUGGGUCAUAGAGUAUAAGUUGUUUAACCUCAAUGCUACUCCUCAUUUUGAUCAGAUUGAGAGUAUUUCGCAUUUCUUUGCGCUUCUCUGCCGCUAUUUUAAACUGAAGAGCCGAUUGAGGCUGUUUAUGAUAGAUGCUUUGUACUGCAUGCAGUACAAGGCCGUUCCUCUAAUUAAGCAAUGUCUGGAGGUUUGGAUGCUUAUUUUACCACUGGCUCAUAUGGGCAUUGCUAAAAGUCCAAUGGUGACUACUAUGGUAUAUUUAUUGCAUUACUACAAAUGCCAAGAUCAAUCCAACAGAGUGCAAGAGAUAAAGACCAUACUCAAUAGAAAAUAUUCAUACAAAAUCACAGAUUGGAAUGAACCAAAGAUUCUAGAGAUGUACAAAAAUGCCAUCAAUGAAACACGAGGUAUACCACUGGAAAAAAAGCUACUUCGGUUGGCUGUCUUAUUAAUUGCAAAACGAAAUGGCCCAAGAUGGUGCCAGAGGAACAUGAUAACUGGCAUACUCAUGACAAUUUUGAAGAGUGAUAAGGUCUCUGAACGGGCGAAGAUAUUUUGUGCAUCUAUAUUGGGACCAUUGCUCAAGCCUUAUCGAGAUGAAAAUAUGAGAUCUAAUUGUGAAGUAGUUAUAAACUAUCUUCUGGAUAUGUUAAAACACAAUCCUUCAAGCCAGAUGGAGGAGGCAGUGUAUACCAGCUUGAUUAGCAUCAGUAGGCAUGACCUGGCCAAAGUUGUAAAACCACUGUUGGCUUGGCAUCCACAACGAGUGUCUCCAGAGAUGGAAAGGGUGUUGCGGGAUUUUGUGGCUGAGAAAAAUAUUCCUACUUGGACAAGAUUGCUAUCGGAGAUGCAGUUACAGUAAUGGUUUCGCGUAGCUUUAAACUACAUAUUUUAGAAAAUAUUAAGUUGCAUUAAGAACAUACCCAGCAUCUUUGCUUGAGCAUGUCUUGGAAGAGGCCUAUGCCCAGAAGUGGCACGAAAAAAGGCUGACUCUAUGAUAUGUUUUUUUUAUUAUUUACAUCAUGUGAUGUUACUUAUGUAUAAAAUUCAUUUAAGUAAAAACGACAUGUAUUGUAAACAAAUGUCUAGAUUUAAGAGGAUAUUAUUUAAAAUUUCUUGAUGGAAACUGUGAUUUUAUGAAAAUCUGCUUCGUUUUGGAAGUGGUAGGUAAGUUAUAAAGAUAAUGAAAUAUAAAAAAUCAAGAAUCUUA
This is a messenger RNA of Ostrinia nubilalis (European corn borer), 5433 nucleotides long. RefSeq lists its product as uncharacterized. NCBI's taxonomy places the organism in Eukaryota, Metazoa, Arthropoda, Insecta, Lepidoptera, Crambidae. The transcript has 12 exons. Bases 148 to 5085 code for a protein of 1645 amino acids. The record is from RefSeq and is a predicted model, not a curated record.